AUGAACAUGGAUGAAUUCCAAAUUAACAGGAACGAAUCAUGGAUGCACUCACAUAGCUUCUGGGUAGUUUAUAUACUGGCAGUUCUACUCUUGAAACUCUUCAUUCAGAUCAUAUCACCGAGCUUCAACUAUGGUUGGCUGACAGUCACAAUUAUACAUGCAGUAAUCACAUACGUGGGACUACACUGGCAGAAAGGUCUUCCCUUUUUCUUCCCCUCGCACCAAGGCAAAUACACUAGAUUGACACUUUGGGAGCAGAUUGACAAAGGACAGCAAUACACACCAACAAGGAAGUUCUUCACCAUGGUCCCUAUAUGUUUGUUUAUGUUAACACUAAAUGCCAAUGGAGUCUCUGGCGCUCCAUUCUAUCUCAAUGCACUUGCUUCAUUUGUGGUCGUCUUGGCCAAGAUGCCCACUUUGGAUCGUGUGCGAAUCUUUGGAAUCAAUAAAUAC
Acytostelium subglobosum LB1 is the source of this 453-nucleotide messenger RNA. RefSeq lists its product as hypothetical. The annotation marks the transcript as partial. Lineage: Eukaryota; Evosea; Eumycetozoa; Acytosteliales; Acytosteliaceae. The transcript is spliced from 2 exons. Gene Ontology annotation, cellular component: endoplasmic reticulum membrane. The record is from RefSeq and is a predicted model, not a curated record. Gene Ontology annotation, biological process: negative regulation of ceramide biosynthetic process; ceramide metabolic process; intracellular sphingolipid homeostasis.